Molecule: messenger RNA, 1516 nt
Organism: Camellia sinensis
Lineage: Eukaryota; Viridiplantae; Streptophyta; Magnoliopsida; Ericales; Theaceae
Product: semialdehyde dehydrogenase family protein
Biological process (GO): L-threonine biosynthetic process
Molecular function (GO): protein dimerization activity; NAD binding; NADP binding
Source: RefSeq, a predicted model, not a curated record
AAAUCUUCAAAGAAGUCCACAACGCUGCGCCACCACUACCCCUCUCUCUCUCUCUCUCUCUCUCUCUACAAUGAAGGCCUCCAACAUUCCGCACCACCGCCCCCACUUCCUCCACGGCGGCGCCGCAGCCACCUUCACUCUCCUCCCUAAACCACACCUCCGCCCACCCGCCGCCGCCGCCUUCUUCCCCAUCCGCAUGUCCCUCCGCGACGACGCCCCCUCCCUCGCCGUCGUCGGCGUCACCGGCGCCGUCGGCCAAGAAUUCCUCUCCGUCCUCUCCGAUCGCUCCUUCCCCUACCGCUCCAUCAAAAUGCUCGCAUCGAAGCGAUCCGCCGGAAAACACCUCACCUUCGAGGGAAAUGACUACGUCGUUGAAGAGCUGACUCCGGAGAGCUUCAAUGGCGUCGACAUUGCUCUGUUCAGCGCCGGUGGAUCGAUUAGCAAGAAGUUUGGGCCGAUCGCGGUGGAUUGUGGUUCAAUUGUUGUGGAUAACAGUUCGGCUUUUCGAAUGGAUGAGAAUGUGCCGCUUGUGAUUCCGGAAGUGAAUCCGGAGGCUAUGGCGCAUAUUAAGCUUGGGAAUGGAAAGGGGGCUUUGAUUGCGAACCCUAAUUGUUCCACUAUUAUAUGCUUGAUGGCUGCCACUCCUCUUCAUCGACACGCGAAGGUAUUGCGCAUGGUUGUGAGUACGUACCAAGCAGCUAGUGGUGCUGGUGCUGCUGCAAUGGAGGAGCUUGAGCAGCAGACUCGUGAGGUCCUGGAAGGAAAGCCUCCAACUUGUAAUAUCUUCAAUCAACAGUAUGCUUUUAAUCUCUUCUCUCACAAUGCACCUAUCCUGUCAAAUGGCUACAAUGAAGAGGAAAUGAAACUAGUAAAAGAGACCAGGAAAAUCUGGAAUGACAUGAAUGUCAAAGUAACUGCCACAUGCAUAAGAGUUCCUGUUAUGCGUGCACAUGCUGAGAGUGUGAACCUCCAAUUUGAGAACCCCCUUGAUGAGGACACAGCAAGGGAUAUUCUAAAGAAUGCACCUGGUGUAGUAGUUAUCGAUGAUCGGGCAGCCAAUCGCUUCCCUACCCCCUUGGAAGUGUCAAACAAAGACGAUGUUGCAGUUGGCAGAAUACGCCGCGAUGUGUCCCAGGAUGUAAACUAUGGGGUGGACAUCUUUGUUUGUGGUGAUCAAAUAAGGAAAGGAGCUGCUCUUAAUGCUGUUCAGAUUGCAGAGAUGUUGCUGUAGGUCAGAUCCAAUUCUGCUAGCAUGUUCAUUAUGUGAAAUAAUUAUAUUCGGCUAGCAUGUUCAUUAUGUGAAAUAAUUAUUUGGUGGGAAUAAAUUAUUUUGUUCGGAAGCUAAUAGUUAUUUCGCAAAUGCGGAUGCCAUUAACCUGGCGAGAGAACAAAUUUUAGCACUUGUAGCAGAAACAGUUAAGGUAGUUGGAUUUUGUAUUAUUUUUAAGGUGGUGUAGUCUGCAGUGAACUUUUGUCCAAACAGUUUUGUAUCAUAUGUAACUUUCUCUUUUCUCUC